ACUCUGCCAAGUAAUUGGCGGCGACUGCGUGUCGGCGUCACAUCAGUGUCUGCGCAGCUCUCGGGCCUGUCCCCACAGAACGCGCCUUGCAGUUCCCGAAGACAUCCGACAACGCGGCGUUCCAAGAGGCGGCCAAAAAUGAAGUCUGUAGCGUUGGCGCUGGUGCUGCCGCUCUUCAGUCUCGUCGCUGGUAGCUUUGAUCUGCCAGAUCUCUGCCAGUCACCGGGCCUCGAGAGCAAGAUCCGCUUCUCGCUCAAGAGCGAACGCAACGACACCGGGCCAUGGAUCUCCACGGUGAGGGGGGAGCGGUCUACGCCGGGCGGCGUGGCGGGCAGCGACUCCUGCCCCUGGGAAGUGCGCGUCGGCCACGAGGUCACCACCUGCCCUCUGCGCAGCCGCGGCGUGCGCCUCGCCGCCACCAUCGAGAUGCAGUCGAACCUGACGGACGCCGACGUAGCAGCGCUCGUGAAGAAAAGAGGCGAAGUUCCACCGCCUACGACGGAGUACAGGACGAAGCUGGGGCACAGCGAGUACAAGCUGGAUCUGCGGCUGGUCAAGUGGGAGCUGGCGCGCCAGUACUGCCAGGAGGAGGGCGCCGACCUCGUCGUCAUCAACUCCAAGCAGGAGGCCGACGUGCUGCGCAAGAUCCUCGCCGACCACGGCGUCAUCUCGGAGGACCCCUACGAGAACAAGCAGGUCUGGGUCGGCAUCCACGACCGUCACGCUGAGGGCAACUUCGUUACCGUCUUUGGCGAGCCGCUGUCGGAGACGGGCUACGUGUCGUGGUCGCUGGGCGAGCCCAACAACCUGAGCGGCAGCAGCGAGGGCGAGGACUGCGUCUCGAUGCUGCGCUCCGGCGACUACAACGACGAGAUCUGCAACAAGAAGCUCGCCUUCAUCUGCGAGCGGCCCUACUUCACCGAAAUCUACAGCUGACGGCCGCCUGGCGCAGUCUCGUGGUCGCCUCGUCAGCCGAAAUACCGAGGCAUUGGCAGAUUCCUUCUUCUUGUUUCCCAGCUGUAUGACUCUUCGUUAACACCUCUUUGUUAUAGGCUCCUAUUUUUUUUAUAUCUGCUGUACAUCAGAUAUUGCAUAUGCAAAGGCUCCAAAGGCCACAGUACUUGAGUUAACUGUGUUACUUACCUGAUCAUUUCAAACGACACAAUAAAAGACUAGUGGAGAGUGUGGUUUAAGAAGCAUUAAA
Messenger RNA from Schistocerca gregaria, 1204 nucleotides. RefSeq names its product hemolymph lipopolysaccharide-binding protein-like. Lineage: Eukaryota; Metazoa; Arthropoda; Insecta; Orthoptera; Acrididae. The record is from RefSeq and is a predicted model, not a curated record. Bases 139 to 936 code for a protein of 265 amino acids. The transcript has 6 exons.